GCACGCGCGGCGGCGGCGCGUUCCGUUCCGGGCCGAGGCUCGCGGCGGAAAAGUUGCACGGCGGAGAGGAGCGGCCCUGGGACGGGCAGUAAGCGCGACGCGGAGCCGGUUCCCGGCGCCUGCGGCCACGCCAUGGACGACCUCGACGCUCUGCUGGCGGACUUGGAGUCCACCACCUCCCAUAUCUCCAAACGGCCUGUGUUCUUGUCAGAGGAGACCCCCUACUCGUACCCAACUGGAAACCACACAUACCAGGAGAUUGCCGUGCCACCCCCUGUCCCCCCACCCCCAUCCAGUGAGGCCCUCAAUGGCUCAGUUCUUGACCCGAUAGACCAGUGGCAACCCAGCACCUCCCGAUUCAUCCACCAGCAGCCUCAGGCCCCAUCCCCUGUGUACGGCUCCAGUGCCAAAACUUCCAGUUCCUCCAACCCCCAGGACGGCAUCAGCCUUCCGUGUCCACGAGCUAGCGAGGAGGAGCACGUGUACAGCUUUCCCAACAAGCAGAAGUCAGCUGAGCCUUCACCCACCGUCAUGAGCUCCUCCUUGGGCAGCAACCUUUCUGAACUCGACCGCCUGCUGCUGGAGCUGAAUGCUGUGCAGCAUAACGCCCCAGGCUUCCCCACAGAUGAGGCCAACUCAAGCCCCCCACUGCCUGGGGCUCUGAGCCCACACUAUGGCGUCCUGGAACACAACAGCUCACUGGGGGGCAAAGCCGGGCCGGUGACCAAAGAGAAGCCCAAGCGGAAUGGAGGCCGUGGCCUGGAGGACGUGCGCCCCAGCGUGGAGAGUCUCCUGGACGAGCUGGAGAGCUCCGUGCCCAGCCCUGUCCCCGCCAUCACUGUGAACCAGGGUGAGAUGAACAGCCCCCAGCGAGUCACCUCCAGCCAGCAGCAGACGCGCAUCUCAGCCUCCUCUGCCACCAGGGAGCUGGACGAGCUGAUGGCCUCGCUGUCAGAUUUUAAGACCAGCUCCUCUGCUGUGGCCUUGAGCUCCCCGGGGCUGCUGUCCAGCUCAGCUCCUUCCACACACCACAUGCUUCCUCCUCCUGCUCCUCCUCCUUCUCCUCCCCGGCCCUCUGUAUUCCUGCCGCCUGCUGGGAAACCCCCCACUCGAGGCCCUGGCCACACCCCUGAGGUCGUCUGCACUGAGGACAGUGAUAACUUAGCUCAGGGCCUUGUACCUCCUGUGGCCCCCAGCUGGCUUGAUUUGGCUGGCUUUGGGGUGACACCAGACACCCCAAACUCAAGGUCUCCCUCCAUGGAGGGUUCUCUGGGGCCACUGGGUACAGAGAGCCAGGCCCACAUUUGGAGGGACCCACCCAACCUGGUGUGUGAACUCUCCAGGGCAUCCCCUGGGAACAUUCUACCUCACACUGGGUGCGUAGGUCCCCAGGAGUCUGGGGACCCCCAACUUCCAUCAGCCAACCCUCUGUGUCAAGGGGAGGCUAUGGCUGCCACGCAGGGGCGCCCGUGGGGUCUGGAGGUUGUCAGGCCUAAGACUCCUCAGGGAGCUAUGCCCAGCAUCCAGCAAGUAUCUGAGCCCACCUUGGUGGCUGCAGACCGUCAGGCUGUCUUCCCAGAUACCUGGAGUCUUCCGAAGGAACGUGGACAGCAGGAGAGGGCCAGGCCAGGGCCAGGGGAGCAGUUAGGUGGAGAGACACCCAUGGGGGGCAGCCUUGUCAGACCAAUCCAAGGACUCAAGACCCCCAGGACGCCAGAGGGCACCACGGAAACUGCCUCUGAGGCCAGGAGGGAACAGCUGGAGCUUCCGCAUGCUGUGGUCAUGGAUACACCCAACACCACUGAGAGGAUUUCCACCUCUGGCCAGAUCCGCUCGGUGAUCAGGAGGAGCCGGGAGACGGGCCACGCACACCCCAUGUCCCGGGAGCCCUCCCCUCGCCGCCGGCUGGACCCCGCCACCCUGAGCAGGACCCCAUCCCAGGAGCGGCUCAUCGCAGAGCUGCAGGGCCGGCUGGGCAUCCAGCCGGAGGUGGAGGAGGCCACGGAAGCCUCUGCGGAGGACUGGCUGACAGAGGGCGUCAUCAUCACUGUGCAGCCGCGUGGGAGGCGGGCUGGGGGGCAGCUGGUAGAGAAGGUUGUCUUCCCUCCCGGCUCUCCCAUUCCCCUGAGAAGAACCUUCUCUGUUCUGCCUUCUCCUCCUCCUCCCAGCCCUUUGCUCCAGCGUCGCAGAGACACUUCGGCCAGCAGCUCUUCGCCCCCACCCAGCCCACCUGGCCCCUCUACCCUGGGGCCCCCGGCUCUCCCCUGCGCUUCCCCUGGGGUCCAGAGCACUGGGGUGGGGCCAUGGGAAGCUGAUGCGCAGGGCCCCAGCCCUUUCUCACCUGCGCCCCGCUCUGUGAGCUCUGUGGGCUGCCAGACUGACGAGGACCCACUCUUCCCCCCGAUGCAGACCCAGGGCUUGGAACAAAGAGUGGACAGAGAACUGUGCUGGGCAGCUGGCUGGAGGAAUGGCAGGCAGAGCAGCCCUGAAGGGCAGGACGAGGGAGGGUUCAUGGCCCAGGGCAAGACCGGGAGCAGCUCUCCUCCAGGGGGCCCCCCAAAGCCGGGAAGCCAGCUGGACAGCAUGCUAGGGAGCCUGCAGUCUGACCUGAACAAACUGGGGGUCGCCACGGUUGCAAAGGGGGUCUGCGGAGCCUGCAAAAAACCCAUCGCGGGGCAGGUCGUGACCGCCAUGGGGAAGACGUGGCACCCAGAGCAUUUCGUCUGCACCCACUGCCAGGAGGAGAUCGGGUCCCGGAACUUCUUUGAGCGGGAUGGACAGCCCUACUGUGAAAAGGACUAUCACAACCUCUUCUCUCCACGCUGCUACUACUGCAACGGGCCCAUCCUGGAUAAAGUGGUGACAGCCCUUGACCGGACGUGGCACCCGGAGCACUUCUUCUGUGCCCAGUGUGGCGCCUUCUUCGGGCCUGAAGGGUUCCACGAGAAAGACGGCAAGGCCUACUGCCGGAAGGAUUACUUUGACAUGUUCGCGCCCAAGUGUGGCGGCUGUGCCCGGGCCAUCCUGGAGAACUACAUCUCGGCCCUCAACACCCUCUGGCAUCCCGAGUGCUUCGUGUGUCGGGAAUGCUUCACGCCAUUCGUCAACGGCAGCUUCUUCGAGCACGAUGGGCAGCCCUACUGUGAGGUGCACUACCACGAGCGGCGGGGCUCACUGUGCUCUGGCUGCCAGAAGCCCAUCACGGGCCGCUGCAUCACGGCCAUGGCCAAGAAGUUCCACCCGGAGCACUUCGUCUGUGCCUUCUGCCUCAAGCAGCUCAACAAGGGCACCUUCAAGGAGCAGAAUGACAAGCCUUACUGUCAGAACUGCUUCCUCAAGCUCUUCUGCUAGGCGCCCCUGUCCCUCCUCUGCCCCCCUUCCCAACCCAGCCUUCCAGCCGCUACUGUGACCCAGAGGCCUCACUGGGGUGAAGGGGCAAACCCAACUGAAACUGGAACCAUGUCCAUGGCUGGUGCAGGAUGGCAAGAAGACCUUGUGGGGUCCCACCUGCUUUUCUUACCCCCCUGCCAGAGCCUCUGGGCCUCCUUCCUCCUGCAGCUCUCCCCAGGCUGCUAGCUCUUCACCCUCCCUGGAGGUGGAGGCUGGAGGGCCCACCUGUGUCCUCAUGAACCCGCCUGGCCAGCCCAGCACCCCACACUGGAGCCAUCUCUUACUCAUACUUCGGCAGUAGAGCCAGGGGGUGGGGGAGGGCAGGCAGGGUCAGAUGGGGGCCCCUUUUCAUCCUCAUCCUCCCCCAUCAACCUCGUUAUCCUUGUUCCGAGAGUACUGGGGACAACAGCUCCCUCCAGACAAAGCCAGCAUCCACCCAAGGCUGGAAGUGCCCAGGGGGCCAUGGAAGGUUCCUUGUGCUCCUUCUGCCCUUCCAGGCUCCCCCGGCCUGGGCAGCUGCCUCCGCAAAACCGCUCUGGUUCUACUGAGAAAGGCCUCUCCAGCAAUAAUGUUUUCUAGUCACUUACUCUCUCUCCAGGGAUGGCAUGAGGUGGGGAGUUUCACCCCGUGCCUGGACACUGUACCGACUUUGAUAGAUUUCUACACUGAGGUUUGAAUUCAUAUCGUCUGACUUGCUUUUACUUCUCUGUACAAAAAUGAUUUUGAAGAGAUUUUAAAGAUGUCCCCUUUGUACUCCCCUGUGUCGGCCGCCACUGAUCCUGUCAGUGAUGGUGGCCGUGGUGUGGAGUUUGCCUUGUACUGAGGGUUCAGGGUGGGGAAGCAAUUUGUAUUUUAUUUUUUUCUUAGCAUAAGCAGGUGAACUGGGAGCAGCUCUGUGACUCCCCUUCUUUAACUUCACAGCUCACCAGGACUGUUUUUAUAAACUGCUGUAUUUUGAAACCCCUUCCUUACUUAACCCAGGCCAGCAAGCUCUUUACUGAAAUUGGCCUUAAGGGGCUCUUGCCCUUGGGGGCCUGGAAUUCUGAACCUCAUCCGUCCUGCUCCUGAGGGGGGAGAAGGGGAAGUGCACUUUGGAGUGUUGUUUCCUAAGUAAGCCAUUAGGAGCGUCCACUCCCCUGUGAACUUUCUGGCAACAAAGAGAACAUUCUCUCUGGGGCUCUUUCUCCUGCCUUCUCAGGAAAGCUGGUAUCCGAUUUUUGACCAUUAGUCUUGUUGAUUCCACUGGGUGCAUCCCUUCCCCAAAUUUCCUGCCCUCCCUGGAGACUGGAGGCCUGGGGAAAAAGAAUCCAGGUUCUCAAAUGGGGGCCUGGUAGGAUUCUGAGCAGAGCGACAGGAUCCUGCUGACACAACAGGAAGCCCCAGAGUGCUCUCUCCCAGAGGGGAAACAGAUAGGGCUGGUGUUCUGGGUCAGCAGAACGGGACCCCAGUGGGGUCUGAAUUGAUGAAGAGCCAGACCACUCCACUAGCCUCAUAGCAGAGGCUGGGUGUGCUGAGGUCUCAGAAGAGGGUCCUCUUUGGUGGCAGGGCUGGGAGCAGCCUGGAUCUGGAGUGGUCAGCCAGGCCUAGCCACAGGUCUGAUGUCUCCACUUGUACCCAUAGGCCGUAUCGCUCUGUUUACAGUGACCUGCCCCAAGCCCUUCCCCCCAGAGGGCCUGGGGUUUCAGAGGUCUGUCUCCCCUUUGGUUCUAUGGUUAUUCAAUGAUUUGAUUUUUUUUUUUCCUCCAUAAACUUAUUAACCUGGCUUUCCCCCAUUUCAAUUCCUGUGAUUUAUGCCAAUAAAGUUUGCCAUUAUUUUCA
Phacochoerus africanus (Common warthog) is the source of this 5208-nucleotide messenger RNA. It is a transcript of the gene PXN, whose product is annotated as paxillin. The transcript has 15 exons. The record is from RefSeq and is a predicted model, not a curated record. Gene Ontology annotation, biological process: transforming growth factor beta receptor signaling pathway; substrate adhesion-dependent cell spreading; endothelial cell migration. NCBI's taxonomy places the organism in Eukaryota, Metazoa, Chordata, Mammalia, Artiodactyla, Suidae. Bases 133 to 3351 code for a protein of 1072 amino acids.